Hirsutella rhossiliensis is the source of this 2190-nucleotide messenger RNA. Its product is annotated as transport protein avl9 domain-containing protein. Gene Ontology annotation, cellular component: cytoplasm. NCBI's taxonomy places the organism in Eukaryota, Fungi, Ascomycota, Sordariomycetes, Hypocreales, Ophiocordycipitaceae. The record is from RefSeq and is a predicted model, not a curated record. Bases 1 to 2190 code for a protein of 729 amino acids. The transcript has 4 exons.
AUGAGUGGCGAGGAGGACGGCGGCUCCCAGAACGGGGCCGAGACGAAGUCGGUCCUGUCGCCGAUGAUUCCGUCGUCGCCUGACACGCCUUCUGGCUCUUCUUUCGCGCCCCUCGUCACCGUCGUCGGCUUCCAUCAUGCCCGCGGUCCCGAGGUGGAGUCUUGGUUCGGCGUCGACCAAGACGUCGACCCCGCCGUCGACUUUGGCUGGUCGCUGCUCCCCUUCAUGGCCCUGAGCGAUGGGGCGCACGCUUCCGAGGAGGAUUUUUCCUACUUUACUCUCCUGAGACCAAGGACGGACACCGAACCGGCCACUUCGCUCUUUGGCAUCUCCUGCACCCGCCAGCUCGACUCGUCGCAGCUCAUCAACCGCCCUGCCGAUGUGACCCGCUCGACGGUGCAGAAAGCCGUCGUCGUCAUUGCCGACAGCCCGCAGUUCUUUGGCAUGCUGCGCGAACGCCUCAGUGUCGUGACCCAAGCAUGGUUUGCCCAGCGCGAGUUCGCAGACAUUGAGAUUCUGCGCAGGUUUCAGGAGAGCCUUGCAGACGAAAAAGCACGCGGCGCCAUGAAGGCUGACAACGACCGUAAUGAAUAUCUCGGCAUGAGCUUGCGCGAGCUCAUUCACAAGUUCAAGUGGCAGACGCUCGUCCUACUCAAGUGCUGCCUCCUCCAGCCAAAGAUGCUAUUCUUUGGCUCCCGCUGCGACCGGUUGUGCAUGGUCCAAUUCUCCCUCAUCUCCCUGAUACCCGGGCUUUUACGCAGUCUGCAGGACUGUGCAGACCCCGAGCUGGAUAAUUACGAAAAGAAGUUAUCGCGGCCAACAAGUCUACAGAGCAGCAACCGCACCUCUCUCUUGUCCUUCAUGGGGCUUCCCUUGCAGAUCUUUGGCAAGGGCAGCUUCUUUGGUCCUUACACUCCCCUGCAGCAACUCGAUAUUCUGGCCGACUUUGGCACAAAGUCAUAUCUGGUCGGAAGCACAAACUCUCUCCUCCUCCAGCAAAAAGACCGUUACAGCGACAUUCUCAUCAACCUAGAUGAGGACACCGUCACCAUCACAUCGCCCUCUCUGAGAUCGGCGCUCGCCCUCACUGCGGCUGAUCGGAGAUGGAUAGAUUUUCUCACGCAAGAGAUCAACGAGACUUGGGACGAGACGAACCCGAGCAGGCCCAAGACGAUGCAAUAUGUCGGGAGCGAGGAGUUUAUCCGCUCGCAGUUUGAAGCUUACAUCCUCGGUCUCAUAUCGUCCGUCAAGUUUCACAACUUUCUCGUCGCCAACGCCGACGUUUCCAAGGGCAAUGCCGCGGCCGAGGACCCCGCCGUGGACUACGGCAUGGAAUGGAUCGAGGCCUGGAUGCGUACGGAGAAUUACCGCAUGUGGAACGAUCACACCGAUUCAAACUUGUUUGCCGUCUCGGAGCCCAAGCAUCCCUGCGCCGGCGGCCUGAACAUCGACGAUGUCCAGAGGCGCAUCGCCGAGCAGGUCAAGGAACUCCACUUGGACGAGCGCUUCGCCCAGGGCCGCGAGAUACUUGGUCGCAACUUUGCAUUUGGUCGCGAAAAGGCCUCGACCAUGCUCAACAGGCUCUACUCGGACGUGGAAUACCUGCGAGAGUCGCAGCGCCGCCGGGGAGAAGAGGCCAAGGCCGAGGUUGCUGCGGAAAAGGCUCCUGCUCCGGCUCAGUCGCCGGUGGACUUGGGCAAGGCGCAGCAGACGAUGCAGUCGGUCGGUGUCAAGGCCAGCGCCUACAUGUCCAGUUGGGCGGCCUGGGCGGGCGAGAAGCGCAAGUCCGGAGGCUGGGGCACGGGCUGGGGCCGCAAGACGAGGUCCGACAAGUCGGCGUCGACCCCCACGAGCCCCCUGCCCAACCAGACGGCGGCGAGCCCACGCUGGUCCAAGUUGCCGUCGGUAGAGGACCCGGACCUGCGGCCCACGACGCAGGCGAGCUUCAGCGAGAGCAUUCUCUCGGGCGCCAGCGACUCGCAGGAUGACCGGCCCGAGUCCUCGGAAUCCUACGCCGCGGCCGUUCUACCAGACAAGGACAACCCCUGGGUAGCCGAGUUAGACAAGCCCGGCACGCGGCCCGCACCGGUAGUCGUGGACGCCAGGGCAGUGGAGGACGGGUUCCAGAGUGAGUCCGUGGUCGGGGUCAAGAGUCCGACAAGCGACGGCGCCGGUGAUGCCAAGAGCUAG